This is a messenger RNA of Nanorana parkeri, 1863 nucleotides long. Its product is annotated as opioid growth factor receptor-like protein 1. The coding region runs from base 1 to 1863 and encodes 620 amino acids. Gene Ontology annotation, cellular component: membrane. NCBI's taxonomy places the organism in Eukaryota, Metazoa, Chordata, Amphibia, Anura, Dicroglossidae. The record is from RefSeq and is a predicted model, not a curated record. The transcript is spliced from 9 exons. Gene Ontology annotation, molecular function: opioid growth factor receptor activity.
AUGCCGAUAGUAGGAGAUACCAAAGUGACAGAGAAAUUAGAUCAUCAGUCUGCUGCUUCUCUUGUCACUGUCCAUUUGCAGGGUGGUGGAGGGAUGAGACUCAUGUCUAGCUAUGGUUACUAUCGUUCUGAUGAUCUGGUCUGGGACUCAGAAUACGACUCUACCUGGGAGGACGAUGAGGACUAUAAGCUUAUGCAGCAGUCAAAACCUAAAAAAUCGUGCAAGCGUUCAUGGAACAGAGCAGCUGAGGACUUGCAGCAUUACAGACAUGGCUACCCGAAAGAAAUGGCCAACUUGAUGUUCUACCGAAAUGAGAUGGCCUUUGUACCUAACGGAGUAUGUAUAGAAUAUCUACACAAGAAUUGGAAACAUGAUUACUACAAACUAGAAAGUAACCAUAGCUACAUCCAAUGGCUGUUUCCACUGCAGGAACCUGGUAUGAACAAUUGUGCCGUGCCCCUUACAGAAAAGGAGAUUGAGGAGAUGAAGAAAGAUAAAGAGGUAAUGAAGAGGUUCCUGGAGUCUUAUAAACUCAUGCUGGGAUUUUAUGGCAUUAAACUAGAGGACACACAGACCGGGAAACUGGCCCGGGCAAACAACUGGAAGGAAGGAUUUUCAAACCUAAAUAAUAACACACACAACAACCUCCGGAUCACACGUAUCCUAAAGUGUUUGGGGGAGCUGGGCUAUGAACACUUCCAGGCCCCUCUGGUCAAGCUUUUUCUGGAGGAGACCCUGUGUCAUGGCAAAUUAAAGAAUGUAAAACAAAGUGUUCUGGACUAUUUCAUGUUCACCGUAAAGAACAAGAGUGAACGCAAGAAACUGGUGCUCUUUGCCUAUGAGAACUACACUCCACAAGAGAAGUUUGCCUGGGGACCUGUAGAGACACUCCAAAAACUCAGACCUCCUGCAGCUUCUCCUGUAGCAAAAAGCAACAAUCAAUUAGAAGAUAUGCAAAGGGAGAAGGAAAAUAUGGCAAACCAAAACAAUGGUUUUUACUCCUUUUUCACAGGCCACAAGCAGAACAGAGGGUCAAAGAUUGGGUUUGGAAAAGACAAUGAGAUUGAUGGGUCACCAGGAAAGUUUGGGUUUGGAGAAGACAAGGAGAAUAAUGAGCUACCAACUGAGUUUGUUAAAGGUGAAGAAAAAGAGAACAAAGAGUUAGAAGAAAAAAAGAAGAAUGAAGGUCCAUUAACAGAUUUAAGGUCAAGAAAAGAUAAUGGGAAUGAAGGGCCACUAACGGAGUUUGGGUUAGCAAAUGAUGAAAAGAAUGGAGAUACACUAGAGGAGUCUAGGUCAAGGGAGAAUGAAGAAAAUGCAGGAUCACUGCUUGAAAUCCCUACUGAUGGCAAGGAGACCAAAGGGACAUCAAUAGAGUGUAAGUUAGGAGAAGACGGGGAGAAUGUGGGGCAAAAAAUGGAGUCUGGGUUUGGAGAUGACCGGGAGAAUGUAAGGUCACUGACAGAGUGUGAGUUAGGCGACAACAGGCAGAAUGGAGGGUCCUUAACUGAAGAUGGGUCAAGAAGUGACAAAAAGAAUACAUGGUCACCAACUGAAUCUGGGCCAGAAGGGACCAAGGAGAAUGAAGGACCAUCAAUGGAGUCUAUCUUAGAAAAUAAAAAAGAGAAAGAAGAGUCAGUAAUUAAGUCUGGGUCAGAAGAAGACAAGGGAAAUACAUUGUCACUAGCAAGUCCCGGGUCAGUAGAUGACAAGGAGAAUGAAAAGCCACUAACACAUUCUGAGCUAGUAGAAGACAAAAAGAAUGGAGAGUCACUUAUGCAGUCUAGGUUAAGUAUUAGUGAGGACAAUGCUGGCUCACCAGUGGGGUCUAACUCAAGAGAUGACAGAGAAGAGGGUGACUAG